Acipenser ruthenus (sterlet) is the source of this 2242-nucleotide messenger RNA. RefSeq names its product WD repeat-containing protein 38-like. The coding region runs from base 195 to 1130 and encodes 311 amino acids. The record is from RefSeq and is a predicted model, not a curated record. NCBI's taxonomy places the organism in Eukaryota, Metazoa, Chordata, Actinopteri, Acipenseriformes, Acipenseridae. Gene Ontology annotation, molecular function: protein binding. The transcript is spliced from 9 exons.
UGCAGAGCUGGGGCUGUAGCUCUGGCAACGGAGCUGUUAGUGUACUUCAAACAAAGAAUGCUGAGUCUUUAAGAACAGUUGAUACUUUAUUCUAAAAUAGACGCAGUGUAAGAAAACAGUAGAAUACAGAAUGCUUAUCACUGUUGUCGGCAUACUGUAAUAAGUGCAUUUUUUCAACGAUUAAAACAGCAGAAAUGUGGAGGAAUCCUUCGGAAAGUUUUGCCAAAAUAGACGUGAAAUACUUUGCAAGGCAUAAAGGGGAGGUGAACUCCUGUGUUUUCUCCCCUGACUGCCAGAUACUCCUCACGUGCUCUGACGAUUGCAGAAUUUUUCUGUGGAAUGCCAAAACUGGGCAGCUAUUAAAUAAAGUGUGCGGACACACAGGUCCAGUUAAAGCCUGCUGUUUCUCCUCAGACUCUACCUGCUUUGCUAGUGCAUCACAUGACUGCACGGUGCGCGUGUGGCUGACAGCUUCAACACAGUGCCUGCAUGAACUGAAAGGUCACACUAAGAGUGUAGAGACGGUGUGUUUCAGUCCUGACUCCAAGCUGCUCCUCUCCGCGGGCUGGGAUAAAACAGCGAUCCUGUGGGGUCUCCAGACCGGUGAUAUUUUAAGAAGGUUUUCAGGACAUGAGGGCGCCAUUCAAUGCAGCACAUUUUCAUUGAAUUCACAAUAUCUGGCCACAGGUUCCUGGGACUACACUGUUAAAGUAUGGAGCUUACAGACAGAGGAACAUGUGAAAACAUUAAAGGGACACACAGGCAAUGUUAGCUGUGUUUGCAUCUCUGUAUCAGGGAUGCUGGCGUCCGGGUCCUGGGACAGGAUGGUUCGAGUGUGGAACCCCCGGCGGGGAACACUGAUCUUUCUGUUGGAGGGGCACACAGGAUGGGUCAAGAGCCUGUCCUUCUCCAGAGACGGCAUACUGCUGGCCUCAGCAGGGGAGAAUGACAUGGUUAGAGUAUGGGACAUGGCAAAAGGAACAUGCCUUAAAUCAUUACAGGAGCAAAUGGAUUUGGCACAGCAGUGUGUAUUCUCCCCUUGUGGGGCUCUAUUGACAAGUGGAGUGACCAAUUCCACCUUUAAAACAGACAGCAGCACAGAGGACCAGGCAAGAGACACAGAUCAAUAACACUGCAACCCAACGAAUGGUCCUUCAUUGAAACUUCGACUUCUACCAUUUCUGUGAAGGAUGUGCUCACCAGCAAAGUGUUCUACAUUUCAAAUCAAGGACACGUACAUGUGCUUCUUUAAAACUGCCAGCACUGAAGACAUUUUUCAGCACCUGUCCCAGUUGCUCCAUACAACCUAGACUACCAGUUCUAUCUGUCCAAAAGUUCUAUACAGUUUUGAUAUGUUGAGGCAUCCUGCAAACUGAUCAGAUAGGAUCAUAUUAAACUGCACAAUGAACAGGGGGAGCAGAAUGGGAUACAUUUAUCUAUGGAGGGCAUUUUCUUAACCCUUUGACAGCCCCCACACCAAUUCAGUAUUUAGUAAGAAGUCAAAAGGGGUGUUUACACUUGCUUUCCGGAAUCCUUCUGAAAUUGUGCGUUUACAAUUGUAUGAAACAGCAGGGGGUGCUUCUAUCAGGACAAGAGUGAGCAUGCAUACUUUGUAAACUAAAGAUGUGCUGUCGCUAUGCUGUAAUGACAGCAUCGAGUACCAUCAUUUGAAAAUAUAGAUGAACCCGCUUAAUAUCAUACCCACGAUUUUUAAAAAACCACUCGCCAUGCGUGGUCAGGCUUUACUAAGUAACCACAGGAUAUAAUUAAUUUCCAACGCAACUAACAACCAAUAAUCACCUUGGCUGAUAAGCAGGGCUAAUAGAAAAUUGCGGAAAUAUUUGCCCAAAAUUGCAGGGAUAUUUGACCAAAUUUUGCGGAAAAUUGCGGGGGUUAAAUAUGAUCAAAUUAAUGCUGUUAUGCACUUGUUGUUUUUUUAUGCAUGUUUAUACAUUGACAAUUAAAAUUAUGGGAUCAACUAUAAAUUUACUGAAAUUCUACUAGAAAGGCAAUACUAUACAUAACCCAUUGACUUAUGUAAAAGCUUAUCUAUUUUAAAAGAAAUAAUAGAGUAUGUGCCGCUGUGACUGCACAAAAGGGGGGUAUUUUGAUAAAGAAAAAAAAGGUUUGCAGCAAACUGCCAUAUUUAAAUAUGGCAACACAGUUUGCAGGAAAAGAAAAGUAAUUUUUGAAAAUGUAAUUGUCACCCAAACCAAAUAAAACAAAAAUUAUAAUCCAAAAA